AUGGACGAGGCCAAAAUUGAGACUAAGCAGUCUUUUGAUGCCAAGAAACACCUGUGCUAUGAGCCUCCCAAUAAGAUCUACACCAUGGAGAUCGGCCUUGAGGGACAGGGUAUUUCUCCCGUUGCUGUCACCGCGCCAUCCCACCUCUUCACUGAGGAAGCUAUCAAGCAGAUGAGGGCUGAGAUCUUCAGCCAGCCUGUACUGGAUAACUGCCUUUACAUGUCUGAGUUUGUCAAGAGCACUGUCCGUGGAAUGGGAUCCGCGCGAGCUCACUUCACAUGUGGCGCCUGGAACAGCGAUGAAGUCCUGGCUAAGGUAUCCGAGGUCACUGGCAUCGAGCUGAUCCCUGCCAUGGACAACGAGAUUGCUGCUGUCAACAUUUCUUAG
Messenger RNA from Penicillium subrubescens, 387 nucleotides. RefSeq lists its product as uncharacterized. Lineage: Eukaryota; Fungi; Ascomycota; Eurotiomycetes; Eurotiales; Aspergillaceae. The record is from RefSeq and is a predicted model, not a curated record. The transcript is spliced from 2 exons. The coding region runs from base 1 to 387 and encodes 128 amino acids.